Molecule: messenger RNA, 934 nt
Organism: Myotis davidii
Lineage: Eukaryota; Metazoa; Chordata; Mammalia; Chiroptera; Vespertilionidae
Product: cytochrome P450 2C9-like
Exons: 4
Biological process (GO): xenobiotic metabolic process
Cellular component (GO): intracellular membrane-bounded organelle; cytoplasm
Molecular function (GO): heme binding; iron ion binding; oxidoreductase activity, acting on paired donors, with incorporation or reduction of molecular oxygen, reduced flavin or flavoprotein as one donor, and incorporation of one atom of oxygen
Source: RefSeq, a predicted model, not a curated record
CUCUCAAAAGUCUAUGGCCCGGUGUUCACUGUGUACUUUGGCAUGAAGCCCACGGUGGUGCUGCAUGGGUACGAGGCCAUCAAGGAAGCCCUGAUCGACAGGGGCGAGGAGUUUGCUGGAAGAGGCCAUUUCCCAUUGGCUGAGAAAACUAACCAAGGGUUUGGAAUCCUUUUCAGCAGUGGAAAGAGAUGGAAGGAGAUCCGGCGCUUCUCCCUCAUGACCCUGCGGAAUCUGGGCAUGGGGAAGAGGAACAUUGAGGACCGUGUUCAAGAGGAAGCCCGCUGCCUGGUGGAGGAGUUGAGGAAAACCAAUGCAUCACCCUGUGAUCCCACUUUUAUCCUGGGCUGUGCUCCCUGCAAUGUGAUCUGCUCCAUUAUCUUCCAGAAGCGCUUUGAUUAUAAAGAUAAACUUUUUCUGGACAUAAUGGAAAGGCUUAAUGAAAGUGUCAAGAUUCUGAGCUCUCCAUGGAUUCAGGUGAGGCCAAGAUUGUUCCUUCACGAGGAAUCCUUUAUGCUCUUUUCUACAAGAAGUCCACUAUUCAAAAAUAUUGCUUUUAUAAGAAGUUAUGUUACAGAGAAAACAAAGGAACAUCAAGCAUCCCUGGACAUUCACAAUCCUCGGGACUUUAUUGAUUAUUUCCUGAUCAAAAUGGAGCAGGUAAAGUGUUAACAACCAUUCAGUCAUUUGACUGCUUGUGCAUCUUGUGGUUCACUGAAUACUUUUUGUAUUUACCAGAGAUAUUUCAAUGGUCAGGCAAGUAAUUCUGACAAGCAUCUUAAGGAAAUAUAGUGUGCAUGAAUCUACACCAAGCAAUAUGGAAGAUAUACUAUUAGGUUGUUAAAUGAACAGUGAAUUGUUAAAUAAGUGGACUACAUUAAUCCUGCUUUUUAGGUACUAAUAAUUUACCUGAGGAGAGACAGAAUGAUGCCUGAGG